UGCGCCCACCGGACCAUCAUUGCGCAAUCGCAAGCCAAACCGAAUCGACGCAGUUUUGUGAAGUUGUUGUUGUUUGUUUGUUGGUCGGUGAAGAAUGAAGUCGCUGUUGGUGUUUGUUGCGGCCAUUUUGGUCACCGUGUCCGCUGCUCCGUACCAGUUGAUCCUGGUGGAUGAGGCCGAUCUUCCGUUUGCCCCGAUCCGUGUGGUCCGUAAUGCUCCCGGCGGUGGGCUAAGCGGCAGUGCGGCCAACGCUGGCGCUCAGUCGUUCAACCAGGGAGGUUUCGGUGGCGGUUUCCCCGGCCAUGGUGGUGGCUUUGGAGGACUUUCCGGCUCGGCCGCUAAUGCUGGUGCUCAGUCGUUCACGCAGGGUGGUGGCGGUGGACACGGAGGAUUCCCCGGUGGAUUCGGUGGACUGUCGGGUUCGGCCGCCAACGCCGGUAGCCAGUCGUUCACGCAGGGCGGUGGUGGUCACGGAGGCUUCGGAGGGCUCUCUGGAUCGGCUGCCAACGCUGGAACUCAGUCCUUCACCCAGGGCGGCGGUGGUCAUGGAGGUUUCGGAGGUCUCUCUGGAUCGGCUGCCAACGCCGGUGCGCAAUCGUUCAACCAGGGUGGUGGCGGUGGACACGGUGGAUUCCCCGGAUUCGGUGGAUUCUCUGGAUCGGCCGCUAACGCUGCGUCGCAGUCCUUCACGCAGGGCGGUGGCCACGGAGGGCACGGUGGAUUCGGUGGGCUCGCUGGAUCGGCUGCCAAUGCUGGAGCCCAGUCGGUGGUAGCUCACUAAACCAGAGAGAGAGAGAGAGAGAGAGAGAGAGAGACAGAGAGUAAGAGAUCAAUAGCAUAACAAAUCAACGCAAAACGAAGCAGUACAAAAGCGAAUAGGGAGGCCAAAAGACAACGAAAAAGUACAUUGUAUACCCACACACAUCAUUCACCGACUCCCAUCCCGAUACGCGGCGGAGUUUUCCUUUGUGAUAUUGAGUAGCUUCAUCAAUCCAACAUCUCAUGGCUUAGAAUGAACAUCGAAUGCAGCUUAUUUCCCUUAAAUAAAUCAAUGUUAAAACGAAACAAAAA
Anopheles stephensi (Asian malaria mosquito) is the source of this 1071-nucleotide messenger RNA. Its product is annotated as glycine-rich protein 5-like. The record is from RefSeq and is a predicted model, not a curated record. NCBI's taxonomy places the organism in Eukaryota, Metazoa, Arthropoda, Insecta, Diptera, Culicidae. The transcript is spliced from 2 exons. Bases 95 to 781 code for a protein of 228 amino acids.